AUGGCAUACCCGGAGAUCUUUCCAAAACAACACCAAAUCGUUUGCGUACGUAUUGUACCUAAAGCCUCAACAGGCAGCCUUACUGUAACGGCACAGCAACAGCAGCAGCGAAUAAUUAUUUUCCGCGUUUGCGCCAUUUCCCCACCCUUCCUGCGCCUUCUAGCUCAACGCGGGGCUUACUCUAGAGUACUACCGCAUGAGGAAGCAUGUAAGAUCUCAGGAGCUCGCGAGACGCGUGCAUAUCCAGCAGAAAUGCAGAACAGAAGGGGGGAAGGUGGAGCCGGGAAGGAAAGGAUUCUUUGGUUUUUCUCGAAAUGGACGGUCGAUGAAGGAUCUGUACGAAAAGGCUACCGAGACGAGACACCUGGGCAGGGAUGGUGUAUGGUGUGGUGUCUUCUCAAAGGUGGAGGUAGGGAAAUCCUUGCCGCCCCUUCACCCGAUAUCGACUUAUGUGGCCUGCCUCAAGGCCUGUUCCUGGUUGACGAUCAUUAA
Molecule: messenger RNA, 492 nt
Organism: Morchella sextelata
Lineage: Eukaryota; Fungi; Ascomycota; Pezizomycetes; Pezizales; Morchellaceae
Exons: 8
Coding region: 1-492 (163 amino acids)
Source: RefSeq, a predicted model, not a curated record